UCCUGAUAAAGAUUCUGCUCAAGUUAUGAGGAAGAUAGUGUAAUCCCUUUUCAGUCGGACAAUUCCUACCAUAAAGCUACAUACUAUUUAUAUUAUAAGAUUUCUGCACACAGAAAGAACAACCAAGCCCAAUAAUUUCAGAGAGAAUUUUCGCAACAUUUCUUCAUAAUGCGGUGUUUUAUGCUUUUGCUAUUAUUGGUACUUACUGCAUGUACAGUACAUGGAUUUUCACGUAAAAGAGUGUACCCUAAGCCAGCACAAAUUUCACGUAAUAAGAAAUUAAGGGACGUCGGCGAACCAUUAUUUGUGACUCCUUUACUCAAUUCUGGCAAGGUCGAAGAAGCUCGAAAGCUAUCUCUGGUGACUAAUCUCACAUCAAUUGUGAGCUACACUGGUUAUUUUACUGUGAACGAAACUUACAACUCCAACAUGUUCUUUUGGUUCUUCCCUGCAGCAUACAACAGCGAGAAAGCUCCUGUGGUGUUGUGGCUUCAGGGAGGUCCAGGGGCAUCUCUGUUUGGACUUUUCGUUGAAAAUGGUCCAUUUAUAAUCGAUGCUAACAACGACAUUACAUUCCGCACGACUUCUUGGAGUUUGACUCACUCAGUGUUAUACAUCGAUAAUCCCGUGGGCACUGGCUUCAGUUUCACGGAGAAUGAUAAAGGGUACGCCCAAUCCGAAGAUGAUGUGGCUGGUAAUGUCUACAGUGCAAUGACACAAUUUUACACGCUCUUUCCAGAGUACCAAUCUCUAGAUUUUUAUGCAACUGGGGAAUCCUAUGCAGGAAAGUAUGUUCCAGCCAUUGUUCACAAAAUUCAUGAAGAAAAUCAAAAGUCGCCCAAAGUUAAAAUUAACCUGAAGGGAAUGGUGAUUGGCGAUGGGUUCUCAGAUCCUGAGAACAUGUUGAACUAUGGGGACUAUUUGUACAAUAUUGGGCUGGUGGAUCAAACCCAGAGAAUUUAUUUUAGAAGCAUGGAAGCCAAAGCGAGAGACUUUAUCAAGAACGAAAAAUUCAUGGAAGCAUUCAUGGUCAUUGACGAAUUACUGGACGGGGAUUUAACAGAAGGGCCCUCCUACUUUAAGAAUUGUACUGGAUUUGAUUUCUACUUCAAUUUCCUCAUGUCUGCGGAGCCUAAGGAGAUGGGAUACUAUAAUGCGUUUGUUCAACAGCCCCACGUUCGACGUUCCAUUCAUGUGGGCAAUAAAACCUACAAUGACGGAAGUACGGUUGAGAAAUUUAUGAGAGAAGAUAUGUACAAGUCAGUGUCUCCCUUGAUUAUCGACAUUUUGGACGCCAAGGAAGGCUACAAAGUUUUAUUUUACAACGGGCAGCUCGAUAUUAUAGUUGCGAACGUAUUGACAGAAAAUUUUCUUCACAAAUUAUCAUGGCAUGGACAAACAUCUUGGGAAAAUGCUGACCGGAAAAUUUGGAGAGUUGGCAAUGAAAUUGCAGGAUAUGUAAAAGCUGAAGAUAAUUUGAGUUAUCUUUUGGUACGAAAUGCAGGGCAUAUCGUGCCAUAUGAUCAACCCAAGUAUGCAUUUGAUUUAAUCAAUAGAUUUACUGCUGGUAAGCCAUUUGCUUAGUACUCCUAAAUUAUUAAGGCAAAUGUUCAUGAUUAUACUUGUACGAGUACGAUAUACUUGUUCGUACGUUCGUCAAAGCAUAUAUUUACAUAUAUGCUUUGAAGCAUUAUCUUAAAUACAUAUGUGCAAUCCAAUUUUAUUUGCAUACUGUCUCGUAUUACUAUAAUUAUUAUUGUAAUGUUAUGUUGGAGAAAUUCCUUUUGGAAAUCAAACUUCAUGUAAUCAUUAAUCUUUAAUAAAAUUGAAUCUUUAUUAUUGAAAAUCAAUACACAUAAAAAAUUCAAUGGAAUUACUAUAGGCGAGCACAUAAGGUACUUCUAUUUACGAAUAAUAUAAAACCACCAACCCUCCUAUUGUAGCUGGAAUUUUUUAAUGGACCAUGAAAAUCUAAAAUUAUAUAGUUUUUUGUCGGUUACCUCCCAAACUUUAGUUCAUCCUCGAUAAUAUGUAAGAUACUUAACCUAAAUCGAUCUACAGUUAACCAAAUGUAUGUAUAGUUGAUUUCCUUUGUAGGUUUAAAGUCCUUUGUGCUAAUAUUUAUGGGCUUGACUGAUAUAUUAUCACAAAACUUGCACUUUUCAAAACUAUAUUGAAAACUCUGUCCCUAUAAUUAAUUUCUA
Molecule: messenger RNA, 2204 nt
Organism: Folsomia candida
Lineage: Eukaryota; Metazoa; Arthropoda; Collembola; Entomobryomorpha; Isotomidae
Product: venom serine carboxypeptidase-like
Biological process (GO): proteolysis
Molecular function (GO): serine-type carboxypeptidase activity
Source: RefSeq, a predicted model, not a curated record